Chenopodium quinoa (quinoa) is the source of this 1130-nucleotide messenger RNA. RefSeq names its product multiple organellar RNA editing factor 3, mitochondrial-like. Gene Ontology annotation, cellular component: mitochondrion. Gene Ontology annotation, biological process: mitochondrial mRNA modification; cytidine to uridine editing. The record is from RefSeq and is a predicted model, not a curated record. Lineage: Eukaryota; Viridiplantae; Streptophyta; Magnoliopsida; Caryophyllales; Amaranthaceae. The transcript is spliced from 3 exons. The coding region runs from base 94 to 792 and encodes 232 amino acids.
CCAUUGCCCCCAUCAUCUCCUCAAGAAACAAAGUAACAGAAGUCCAGAAAAUCUCAGAGCAAGCAAGCAAACUACACAGAAACCUGCUUAAAAAUGGCGUAUUCAACUGCUCGUCGAACCCUUACAACUCUCCUGACUCGAACAUAUUUGCGCUACUCUUCAUCACCUUCUUCAAUUCUAUCUCCCAAAACUCGAUCCUCCCUCACCUUCCUUCAAACCCAUUUUCAACCCUUACUUUCUCCCAAUUCAGCUCCGAUUCAAAUUCGGCCCAAAUCAACCGGGUCGGGUUACUCACCACUCAAUGACCCGUCUCCAAAUUGGACCAAUCGCCCCCCUAAAGAAACCAUCUUAUUGGACGGUUGCGAUUAUGAACAUUGGUUGAUUGUAAUGGAGUUUCCUACUGAUCCUAAACCUUCUAAUGAUGAAAUGAUUGACUCUUAUGUUAAAACCCUAGCUCAAAUUGUUGGCAGUGAGGAGGAGGCGAGGAAAAAGAUUUACUCUGUUUCGACUACGACGUAUACUGGGUUUGGUGCUUUGAUUUCUGAAGAGCUAUCUUACAAAAUUAAAGGGGAUCUUUUUAUUGAUGGGAAGGUUAUCCGAAGGCCACAAUAUGAUUAUAGUGAGAGGCAGCAGAAUAGUAGACUUAGGUCUCGUCCAAGGUAUGAUAGGCGCCGUGAAAAAGUGCAGAAUGUGGGUAGAGCACCAAUACAGACACAACAACAAAGUUGGACACCAGACAACACGCAGACAAUGCAGCAGCCAAUAUCGACAAAUGUCCCGGAUACAAGUUAAAGUCAUGGCUUCAUGGAGAAAAAUCAGAAAAUACUGGCCUGAAUUAUUAGAAAGUAUAUUAAAUCACCGUAGGGACUAUUUGAUCUUUUCAAGUGGUAUGUUUUUCGUUUAGCCCAUUUUAAUACAUAAGUUUGAACUAGGAUUUUUAAUUAUAAAUUUUCUAUGUUAUUCAAACACUGACCAAGUAACCCUUAUAAUACUGAUCGAAUAACCCUUAAAGCACUAAUUAAGUAACCCCUAAUGGUUGGCCACACUGGCCAGUCACAAAUAAAAAAUUGUGUAAGUUUGUUUUUUACCUUUGCACAGGCAAAAAGUAAUACUACCUCCGUUUCUUUUUA